CGUAAUGGAAACUGUCAGAUGAUAGUAAUUUAGAUAUGUUGUUGUGUUCCCUUCUUAAAAUGUUAAACAGGACAUAAUACAAGUCCAUGGUUUGUUCUGCUGAGAGGAUUGUGUUUUACGUCACACCGGAAACCUUUGUUUGUUGACGGAAGCUUUCUCACGCAUGUUUAAGUAGCUAGCUAACUAGCGUUUCGGUGCUUGUCGCGCUAUGAGUGACAGCAAUCCGCUGAUUAAAGGCAAGUUAGGAGCUUUCCGAGAACUGAAACGAGAUGCUGGAGUCGCAGCAGCUCCUCUAUCACGGGGGCGGCAUAUCAAACGGUGCCGCCCAAUCCGCACAGGACCAGUUUGAAUUCAGACCACUCAAGGUGGAGCCGGACACCCUGUGCAUGUCCCAGGCCGAGGAGCUGGCCAUGCUGAGAGUCCGCGUGCAGCAGCUGGAGAGAGAGAUGGCCCGCCUCGCCGCCGAGAACCACCACCUCAAAGACCUGCUCGUCAAGGAGAUCCCCGGGCUACUAUCAGCCAUGAGACAGACACUAGCCCCUGGACCAGCCCCAGGACCAGCACCAGGACCACCAGCACCAGGACCAGCACCAGGCCAUGGGCCGAGCCCCGGGCAGCAUGGGCCGAGCCCCGGGCAGCCAGACCUGCUGUGCUCACUCUCGUCCUCCCCGUCCUCCAGUUCCUCGUCCAUGGGCAGCGGCGACCGCGGCUACGGACUGCUGUCGUGGGCGGAUCACGGCGCGGCCGGCGGCCCAGACUCCAUCCCGUCCAUCUCCUGAGCUGCUGCGCGGGCGGCACGAGGGCCUGGACGGCGGCGUGGGAGGCGGUGGCCU
Molecule: messenger RNA, 833 nt
Organism: Alosa alosa (allis shad)
Lineage: Eukaryota; Metazoa; Chordata; Actinopteri; Clupeiformes; Clupeidae
Product: ral guanine nucleotide dissociation stimulator-like
Exons: 3
Coding region: 270-779 (169 amino acids)
Source: RefSeq, a predicted model, not a curated record